Molecule: messenger RNA, 2233 nt
Organism: Lolium perenne
Lineage: Eukaryota; Viridiplantae; Streptophyta; Magnoliopsida; Poales; Poaceae
Source: RefSeq, a predicted model, not a curated record
GGUGGCAGCGCCGUUUGUAUGUGGCAAUGGCGUCAUCCAACGAACCCCUUUAAGCCUGAUCAGGUGGCUCAGGCGCGCCGGCGACCUCUUGCAGCAGCCAAGCGGGCGCAGAGGUGCGGCGGCGGCUUCAGUCCGGCGGAUCUGUGUGCAGCAGUUCAUUCCAAGCAAGCAAACAUAGCUGAAGAGGCAUGGCCGAACGAUCCAAGUCUUCAGCAAUGGUCAUCGCACAAGUUUGGAGUGAUUGGGAAAUCCAGAUCUAUGUGCUGCUAAGCUUUGUCUUGCAAAUAUUUCUCUUCUUCGUCGGCAGCCUGCGCCGUCGCAGUGGCCACAAGGCCUUGGUCAGGUUUCCCAUAUGGCUGGCCUACCUGCUAGCCGACCUCGUCGCGGUGUACGCACUCGGUUACCUCUCGAGGCAUGUAGCCACCACCACUAUGAACAGGGAUGAACGGCGUCACGAGCUCACCUUCUUCUGGGCACCUUUCCUCCUUAUCCACCUUGGUGGCCAGGACAGUGUUACUGCCUUCUCCAUCGAGGACAACGAGCUGUGGCUGAGACACUUGCUGAAUUUGCUAGCUCAGGUUUGGCUGGCUUUGUAUGUGUUCUGGCAGUCCACGCCGGGCGACAGGCUUGUCAUCCCGGCGGCCUUUGUAUUUGUGGCCGGGAUCAUCAAGUACGGGGAGAGGACAUGGGCGCUCAAGAGUGGGAGCGAGAGUGCUCUCAGGAGCUCAUGCGCCAGCAACGAAGCAGCUGUGAAGCAGGUUGUCCGGAUAGGAGCUGAAGCCGAUCUGCAAUAUUCAGAGAUUAUCAGGUGUGCUCUUUGCUCGGCGACAGGAGUCCGGGAUGUGUUUGCUGGGCGCAAACUCCACCAGAUAGACAGCCAAGCUUCAGAGAAACUGACAAACAAUGUAGCAUUCGAGGGGCUUGAAGAUGGAGAAGUACACUUCAAGAUUGUAGAGAUCGAGCUGGGCCUGAUGUAUGAUGAACUCUACACGAAGGCUAAGGUGGUCCAGACAUUGCCCGGUACCAUACUCCGGUGUGUCUCUUUAGUCUCCAUGAUCGUGGCCCUCGUGGUCUUCAUCACCAUGAUAAGUGGAGGCAGCUACUAUAGCAGAGCUGAUGUUGCAAUAACCUAUGUGCUGUUUAUUGGAGCCUUCUGUCUAGAAGUAUGGGCUGUCUUCUCAGUGAUGAUGUCACCAAGGGCAUGGGCAUUCUUAGAAGGUCGACGAUGCCACAGGCUUGCUCGUGUGGUAUGUGCACGGCUGCAAGCGAGGCAAUGGUGGUCGAAUUCCAUGGGGCAGUACAACUUCCUGAGCUCAUGCAUUCCUGGCAAGACAGGGCUGUGCUUCACACUGCUCACCAAGAUCAUGGGUCUACUUGGAGCCAAGGAGCUGUGGAGCAACAUACUGCAUUCCAAGCACGCCGAGGUCAACAAGGGGCUGAAGGACACCAUCAGCACGUUUUUAGGAGAACUCCAGCCGGAGUCUCGUGUCCCGUUUCAUGCCCCACCGACGAGCUUAUCGUCCUGCCCAUCGUUUCGGAAGAUCAUCAGGAAUGAUUUCACGCAGGCACUGCUGUUUCUGCACGUCUUCACAGACCUGUUCUUGCACAAGGUGGGCACGCCGGUGAUCACCGAGGAGACUCGGGGCCUUAUGGAGGUGUGCAAGGGGAUGUCUAACUACAUGUUCUACCUGCUGGCGGUGCACCCUGCGAUGCUUCCUGUCGGCAGCAACGUGCAUGAUCUAGUGGGAGAAGCCAUGGAGAGUGUCAAGGCCAGCUCUGCUGCCUCGAGCAAGGAACAAUUUCUUUCUGCACUAGCAGAUGGCAGCGAGACGGAGGCGUUCCAGCUGACGAGCAAACUCUUCCAGGAGGCGCAAGGCGUGCUGCUGCAGCAGGGGCAGGAUCUGGGCGCGGCGCUAAAAGAGGUGGUGAGCAUGUGGGUGUCACUGCUCGUCUACGCAGCCGGCAAGUCCAGCUCCAAGGAGCACGCCCGGCGGUUGAGCAUGGGUGGGGACAUGCUCACCUUCGUCUGGAUGCUCAUGGCGCACCGGAUGCUCGGGGACAUCGGUAGUGAGCUUGAUCUUUGGGCCAGGGAUCCAGCAGAACCCAUAAUUUUGCGUCCUGAUACCGUAUCGAUCAGAGGUUUCCUUUUUGAAUUUCCUGCGGAUGACUAGAGAAAUAUAAUGUGAGACGCCACUCCAUGGGACUAAAGAGAGCAUACUGCCACCGUAGCAAU